Molecule: messenger RNA, 2812 nt
Organism: Tripterygium wilfordii
Lineage: Eukaryota; Viridiplantae; Streptophyta; Magnoliopsida; Celastrales; Celastraceae
Exons: 6
Coding region: 188-2326 (712 amino acids)
Biological process (GO): intracellular signal transduction
Source: RefSeq, a predicted model, not a curated record
UGUCUUCACGUUGCUGACCCCUUCCUGUAUCAUUUCUUUGGUUAAACCUCCCAUAAUCUCCUCCAUAAAACCCCCUCCGGUUUAUUCGUUUCCUCUCCAUCGUUUUCUUCGCUUUCGAUUUUGUCGCCUUUCUCCUCCCAUGGCUUCUUUGUUUUUCUAAAGUAAUCUCUCCAUUUCAAUUCAAUCAAUGGGCUUAUCCAACCGAGAACACGCCGUCGCCGGUGAGAAAAGGCACUUGCUGGACGAUGGAGUUUUCGCCGGGAAUAAAAUCAACGGGAAUCUCGAGAAGAUUUCGAAUGGAUAUGCUCACGAUUUGCACUCUGAUUCUCGAAUUUUAAACUGCGAAAAUAGUGUAGAUGAAGAUAUUCAAGAUUCUAAUGAUUUUGUUGUUGAAGCUCCGGAGGAACGUUUGACACGAGAAGAGGAAGAGUUUUCGGAAAUCGAGAUGGGGAAGCGCGACGUAGAAGAUAUCGUUGUUAACGAUUCGGAAACAACAUUAUCGCAGGAAAUAGGAAAUAGCGCUCCCGAUACUCGCGAGAAUCAUGACAUAACCGUUGGAAAAGAAAUCAGGGGGCAUGAAGGGAUUGAGCAGCCUCUUGCACAGCUGCCGAAGCCAGAGGCACCACCUGGCGUCUCCAUCUCAACCACACCACCUCCGUCUGGCGAAGACGAUUCUAACGAGCUGAUCCGAUCGCAAUCCUUGACGGAGAAUCUUAACGUCGACAUGCCUGCGAUCGGCAAGUUUAUACGCGAGAGAAGCAACAGCAUAUCCGCGGCGAUUGCGAAACGGUUGUCUUCUCUUAAAGAUAGCGGCGACUUUGACGAUUCGAAAAUGAACUCGGUGGACUCGGAAGUGACCGAGUUCAACAUCUCCGGACUCAAAGUAAUCGUCAAGCUCAAAAACGAAGACGAAGAGCUCAAAGGUCUCAUAAGCUUCUUCUCGAGAUCGAACUGCAGAGACUGCACAGCAGUCCGCACGUUUUUCAGGGAGAGAGGAUUGAAGUUCGUUGAAAUCAACAUCGACGUUUAUCCUCAGAGAGAAAAAGAGUUGAUCGAGAGGACAGGGAGCUCACAGGUGCCGCAGAUUUUCUUCAACGAGAAGCUGUUUGGAGGUCUUGUGGCGUUGAAUUCGUUGAGGAACAGUGGGUGUUUUGAGCACAGGUUGAAGGAAAUGUUAGGCAAGAAAUGUCCUGAUGGUUCGCCUGCACCGCCUGUGUACGGGUUUGAUGAUCCGGAGGAGGAAUCGACGGACGAGAUGGUGACGAUCGUGAGGGUGUUGCAUCAGAGAUUGCCCAUCCAGGACCGUCUAAUGAAAAUGAAGAUCGUCAAGAACUGCUUCGCAGGGGCUGAGCUUGUGGAGGUGCUGAUCCAUCACUUGGACUGCGGCAGGAGGAAGGCCAUUGAUGUUGGAAAGCAGCUAGCAAGGAAGCACUUCAUCCAUCAUGUCUUUGGGCAGAAUGAUUUUGAAGAUGGAAACCAUUUUUACCGUUUUCUAGAGCAUGAACCAUUUAUUCCCAAAUGCUACAAUUUCCGAGGAUUUACAAAUGAUUGUGAACCUAAGCCGGCAUCUAUGGUUUGCCAAAGGCUCACCAAAAUAAUGUCUGCCAUACUUGAGUCGUACACCUCUGACAACAGGUGCCAUGUUGAUUAUGCAAACAUCAGCAAGAGUGAGGAAUUCCGGAGAUAUGUAAAUUUGACUCAAGAUCUUCAAAGGUUAAACCUCCUUGAAUUGUCACCUCACGAGAAGUUGGCCUUCUUUCUGAAUUUGCAUAAUGCAAUGGUGAUCCAUGCUGUAAUUAGGCUAGGGCAUCCUGAAGGGAUGAACGAUAGUAGAUCUAUCUCUUCUGAUUUCCAGUAUAUUGUAGGAGGGUAUCCGUACUCCCUCAAUACAAUAAAGAACGGCAUUCUCAGAAGCAACCGGAGAGCGCCCUACUCCUUGGUCAAGCCCUUUGGUACCGGAGACGGGCGCUUAGAGAUUGCUCUUCCCAAAGUGAAUCCAUUAAUUCAUUUUGGACUUUGCAAUGGGACAAGGUCGAGUCCAAUAGUAAGGUUCUUCACACCCCAAGGGAUUGAAUCUGAAUUACGGUAUGCUGCAAGAGACUUCUUUCAAAAGAGUAGAAUGGAGGUGGACUUGGAAAAGAGGACAGUUCAUCUUACGCGGAUCAUUAAAUGGUUCAGUGCUGAUUUUGGGCAAGAGAAAGAAAUCCUGAAAUGGAUCAUCAAUUACUUGGAUGCAACAAAGGCAGGUCUUUUAACGCAUCUAUUGAGUGAUGGAGGCCCAAUUAACAUUGUGUACCAAGACUACGAUUGGUCUGCGAAUUCCUGAUCAGUACAAAUUGGCUGUCUAUUGGAUAUGUCAUUUAGAUAGAGAGUGAGAGAGUUUGAUGGGUAUGAUGUGGUAUAGAAGAACCUGCCCUGCCCUGACCAAUGACAUUUUGUAUAGAAUACCUUGAGAUUUGAUAUUUGUCAUCUGGCCUUGAGCAGAGGUUUCACAGAAGAAGAUAUAGGAAUUUUGAGUGAAUAUUUUCUAUUGAAUUUUGGGCAACAAUUUUACAUCUGGGAAAGGGAAAAGAAAUUAGUCUUGUUGAAACAUCGCUUCCCUUUUCCUGUUUCUGCAUGGUGAACGGAUGGUGAAGAAUUAGUCUGAGGCACACCACAUGGAUGCAGUUAGGAAUGGCUUCAUAUAUCCCCUUUCCUGGCAAUAAUAUGUUUCAUAUAGUCUGCAUUUCCAGUGCUGGAAACUCAUCAAAGCCGAUGCUGUCAAUAACAAUGGUUACUAUAGUUAUAUACUUGCAGUGAAUGCUUUGUGGAA